Sinocyclocheilus grahami is the source of this 1638-nucleotide messenger RNA. RefSeq names its product G-protein coupled receptor 1-like. Bases 423 to 1493 code for a protein of 356 amino acids. The transcript is spliced from 3 exons. Lineage: Eukaryota; Metazoa; Chordata; Actinopteri; Cypriniformes; Cyprinidae. Gene Ontology annotation, cellular component: plasma membrane. Gene Ontology annotation, molecular function: complement receptor activity; G protein-coupled receptor activity. The record is from RefSeq and is a predicted model, not a curated record. Gene Ontology annotation, biological process: complement receptor mediated signaling pathway; phospholipase C-activating G protein-coupled receptor signaling pathway; inflammatory response.
AUAAAAGCUUGUUUUGGUUCUAUCUGAAACCAGUUAUAUGUUGCAGGGCAAGCUAUGAAAACAUCUCUGCCCUUAUUGUUCAAGCAGUGGUGUGGCAUAAUUGCAAUAUUAUAUCAGCUGUUGCUCUUUGCACCAUUUUCAUGCGAUGACAGCUCAGUUGUGACAUGAGCUGCCUUAUGUUGACCCCAUCAUACUGUAACUGCAGGCACAUUUAUUACCAGAUCACAACAGAGAGAAUAAUCAUGUAUCUCUCAUUAGGAUCAUAAAGUCCCCUGGAAGCACAUUUGGAAAGAUCCUGCAAGUGAAACAUUCCUCUUGAGUGAGAGGAAAAACACCCAUCAAGGAUAUCAUAAAUCUUUUUGUGAAAUCGACACAGUAAUUCUUGCAGAGGAGCUGAAGUCGGUGAGCAGGACGCUGUCAGAAUGAUGACCCAAGAAGACGGGGACUAUGUAAACGACACUUAUGAAUACAUGGAUUAUGAAUAUGUAGAGGAGACCAAGGCUGGAGGCUACACUCAGAGAGAAGCUCUUCACAUCAUAUCAGUGAUUAUCUACAGCCUGGCGUUUACUCUGGGUGUAAUUGGGAAUGGCAUGGUCAUCUGGGUGACCGCCUUCAAAAGCAAACGGACUGUGAACAGCAUUUGGCUGCAGAAUCUGGCCAUCGCCGACUUUGUGUUUGUGCUUUUCCUGCCAUUCUCCAUUGACUACGUGCUGCACGACUUUCACUGGCUCUUCGGGAAGACCAUAUGCAAGCUGAACUCAUUCGUGUGCACCAUGAACAUGUACGCCAGCGUGCUGUUUCUGACCGUCCUGAGUUUGGAUCGCUACAUCUCACUGGUCCACCUGAACUGGUCGGAAAGGUACCGAAACGUCCGGAGGGCCUGGUGGGUGUGUGCACUGAUUUGGAUCACGUCCUGCUGUCUAAGCUGUCCGGCCUUGAUAUUCCGUGACGUAAUCCAGCAUAACGGGAAGGUUGUGUGUUUUAAUAACUUUCACGAUGAGAGCAAGCACAUGGUAGCGGUGAGGCACAUUGCGAUGGUGUCGCUGCGCACCGUCGUGGGCUUUCUGCUUCCGUUUGCAACCAUCACCAUCAGCGGCGUUCUGCUGGCUAUUAAGAUGCGCCAGUCCAACUUCGUACGUUUGACCAGCUUUUCCAGAACCGUCUCUGCUGUGAUUCUAGCUUUCUUCCUAUGUUGGGUGCCGUUUCACACGUUCAGCCUAAUGGAGCUGAGCAUGCAUCACACCACCUACCUGCACUCCGUGCUCAUCGUGGGCUUCCCACUCGCCACCAGCCUGGCCUUCUUCAACAGCUGCGUCAACCCGAUUCUGUACGUACUACUAACCAAGAAGGUGCGUAAACUGGUGAGGAGGUCAUGUUUGAACUUCACCAAGAGCUCGCUGAGGGAGCUGAGUCAGUCUGUAUCUGCGACGGAGUUAGAAUCAGCACUGCCCAGCAGCUCUCCUGAAGAAACCACGGCCAACUCCUCCGUCUGAUGUGCUCAGCGAUCACCUCAAACGCACCUGAACUCAACAAACUUUGAGCUUUUUUUUUUUUUUAAAUAUAACUUCUAGAGCUUCAACUGGACUAAAAAUAUAUUUUGACAAACUGGUUGGGAAAUACUGGCUUUCAUUCCUUAUU